AUGAGGCAUCUAAAUCUGAAUCGAAGACAAGCAUGGAAAGUGUUGCUUGUGGCAUUCUUGUCGGCACUUCAGGUGGAAGGAUGGAGUCCGUCGAAUCAGAAUCAUGGCGUAUCCUCCUUCAGUUCUUUUCUGGCGCCGUCAGUUCGCAAAUCCAUCCAUCCUUAUCUUCAUUCACGACAAAGGACGAGGUCGCCAUAUGCAGUUCCACUGUUCUCUUCGGCGUCACCUGCUGUGAACUGGGAAGGAAAUCAGACGAUACAAAUCAGCAACAGCAAUAGCAAUCUAUCUCCUGCUGAAGACGACCAGUCAAAAUCAGAAACCACUACGGGUGAUCAUGCCAAUACUCCCAAGACGAGCGGAUAUGAUCUUGGUAUAGGCAAAAAUCUGCCGGUGGGAUCGGAUCAAGUCAAUACGGAAGAGGAUGCAGACGACAAACUUCAUUGGUAUGCUCCAGAACCCAUUCGAAAGCCUGGCAUGAUGAUGAAGCAGAAGAAUAUGGAGAAGACGACAAAUGAGGAACCCACAGUGAGUUCGUCUAAAACUCCAUCAGUCGACAGACGAAAUCGCAAAGGUCGGACGACCCGAAAAAUGGUAGCUCGAAGGGAGGAAGAUCAAAUACUGCGUGGUGCUCUAUGGCACGAAGAUCAUUUCGACGACAAUCCCCAAGCACCCAACGAACAUUACGUGGUGGCUGGAGAGGUGAAACCCACUCAAGGUGGGGUCCAAGAUGACACCACUACAAAUCAUGAAGAGGAUGAGAACAGUCCACGGCAACCGGCACUCUUUUAUCCAGACAUUGACUUGUCCAUUCCAGAAUCUGUCUAUUCCAAUUCCACAGACGUCGUUUGGGAUCUGAUGCGGUGGGAAGCCUACCAAGAAGCCCAGCGAGAGCCAUUGCUGGUCAGCUUUUUGUAUUCGAGCAUUCUGAACCACGAUUCUUUGGAAUCUAGUUUGGCCUUUUUACUAGCCAACAAGAUUUCCAGUCCGGCCAUGAUUUCGACACAAGUCCAGUCGUUGGUCAAGGAAGCCUUGCAGCUGGAUCCGUCGGUUGGCCGUGUCAUUCGUGCCGACAUCAUGGCGGUCCGUGAUCGGGAUCCUGCUUGCACCUGCUUACCCGAUGUCUUUUUGUACUUUAAGGGCUUUCAAGCCUUGCAAACCUAUCGAGUGGCCAACAUUUUGUGGGCCAAAAAGGGCAAAACGGUAUUGGCACAUUACUUGCAAUCGCAAAUGUCCCAAACCUUUCAAAUUGACAUCCAUCCGAAUGCUACCUUGGGUUCCGGAAUCAUGCUGGAUCAUGGAACGGGUAUUGUUAUUGGAGAAACAGCUCGAGUGGGACAUAAUUGCAGUAUUCUACAUCAUGUGACACUUGGUGGAUCUGGAAAGAAGGGUGUGGAUCGACAUCCAAAGAUUGGACAAGGUGUCUUGUUGGGAGCCGGUGCGAGUGUGAUUGGUAAUAUCAACAUUGGUGAUGGUUGUCAGGUUGGUGCUGGAACGCUAGUGAUCAGUGACCUACCGCCCCAUUCCGUGGCAGUCGGUGUGCCGGCCAAGAUUAUCGGUAGCUUUGUCGAUGUCACAAAGCAGCCUUCCAAUGUAAUGAAUCAAAUGAUGGACACUGGAUUCACGAUCAAUCCAUUUCAAUCGGAAGGCAUCUAG
Molecule: messenger RNA, 1653 nt
Organism: Cylindrotheca closterium
Lineage: Eukaryota; Bacillariophyta; Bacillariophyceae; Bacillariales; Bacillariaceae
Source: the annotation of a GenBank genome assembly